AUGGCGGACAGGAAAAGAUUUGCCUUGGUCACUGGAUGUGGCCAGGGCGGCAUAGGGGAGGCCCUCGUCCGGGAAUACGCAAAGCAGAACUUCCAUCCGAUUGCUACUCUUCUUCCUAGUCAACCUUCAGGUCAUCUUGAUAAAGCCGGGAUCAUUUAUUUUCGCCUUGAUGUAACUGAUGAAAAGUCGGUGGUAGAAUUGAAGAGAAAUGUGAAGAUUCUCACGGGAGGCUUCCUUGAAAUACUUGUCAAUAAUGCUGGGAUAGCCUAUACCAUGACUGCCAUCGAUACGGAUGUAUCUGCCGUGCAAGCCAUGUUUGAUGUCAAUGUAUUUGGGCCGAUGCGUAUGGUCCAUCAUUUUCAUGACAUGCUCAUCAGGUCAUCUGGAACUAUUGUUAACAUCGGCUCCGUUGGUGGUAUCGUGCCUUACGUAUACGGAUCUUCAUACAAUGCCUCCAAAGCAGCUCUACACCACUGGUCAAACACACUUCGGGUUGAGAUGGCACCACUUGACGUCAAAGUCCUUACCGUUAUCAGUGGUGAGAUUGGCACGAAUAUCCUAAGUAACGAUGUGGAUAGAGCAUUGCCGGAAGGUUCGUACCAAGUACUAGCCUGGAUCUCAACGUCGAGAUAG
Neoarthrinium moseri is the source of this 633-nucleotide messenger RNA. RefSeq lists its product as uncharacterized. The record is from RefSeq and is a predicted model, not a curated record. The transcript is spliced from 7 exons. Gene Ontology annotation, cellular component: endoplasmic reticulum; lipid droplet. Gene Ontology annotation, molecular function: acylglycerone-phosphate reductase (NADP+) activity; triacylglycerol lipase activity. NCBI's taxonomy places the organism in Eukaryota, Fungi, Ascomycota, Sordariomycetes, Amphisphaeriales, Apiosporaceae. Bases 1 to 633 code for a protein of 210 amino acids. Gene Ontology annotation, biological process: phosphatidic acid biosynthetic process; triglyceride catabolic process.